Molecule: messenger RNA, 474 nt
Organism: Metarhizium robertsii ARSEF 23
Lineage: Eukaryota; Fungi; Ascomycota; Sordariomycetes; Hypocreales; Clavicipitaceae
Product: Ribonuclease III
Exons: 2
Coding region: 1-474 (157 amino acids)
Biological process (GO): RNA processing
Molecular function (GO): ribonuclease III activity
Source: RefSeq, a predicted model, not a curated record
AUGGACUUGGACAGUCGUUUCGGCGAAAAAAUCAAGCGCUGCGAGGAGGCUACGGGAUAUGUAUUUGUUAAAAAGGAACUCUGCGCCGAGGCCCUGAACGCGUCCGCAGACGGCACGGCGUGCUACUACGGCCAUACCUUGAAGCAACUUCGGAAAAAUGACCGCCUCGCAGUAUACGGUGACACUGUCGCGGAUAGUGUCCUGUGCCACCGUUGGUACAAGCAAGGGCACGAGAAAGGAGUCUGGGACUCUAUGCGUAAAGAGGCUUUUUCUAAUAAGAAUCUCGCUGAACGUGGGUUUGCCAAUCAGCUAGAUGUUUGCAUCAUUAGAAAUGGAGGCACAGUCUGCGUCUCCGACAAAAUGAUGGCGACCGCCGUGGAAGCGAUUCUCGGCGCGGUCCAUCUAGACGGUGGCCUUGAUGCCCUGACCACAGUCAUGGGGAACCUUGGCAUCAUCGUCCCCCUGCGCGAAUAG